This is a messenger RNA of Thlaspi arvense, 1682 nucleotides long. NCBI's taxonomy places the organism in Eukaryota, Viridiplantae, Streptophyta, Magnoliopsida, Brassicales, Brassicaceae. The record is from the annotation of a GenBank genome assembly.
CAGCUAAUGGUCUAUGUGAUCUAAAUCUUAAUAGUAGUUGACGUGACGUGUGUGCGGAGAUGCUGAACUGGCACCCACUUCCUUCUCUCUUCUUCCUCUUUCUUUCACUAUUUCUAUUUCUAUAUUUAUACGUUCACCCUUCUCUCUUCUCUCUUCUCACUUCUCAUCGCAUCUCUUUCUAUUAAAGAAAAAAAUAAAGAAGCAAAUUAAGAAAAAUGGAAGGCUAUUUGCUCUUCAUCGUCGCCGUCGUUUUCCUCUUCUCCUCCUCCGUCAACGCCUGCGACCGAUGUCUUCACCGCUCUAAGGCUGCUUAUUUCUCCUCUGCCUCUGCUCUCUCCUCCGGAGCUUGUGCUUAUGGCUCCAUGGCCACCGGUUUCUUCGCCGGUCACAUCGCCGCCGCCAUGCCUUCCAUCUACAAAGACGGCGCCGGCUGCGGUGCUUGCUUCCAGGUCCGAUGCAACGACCCCACGCUCUGCACCACCAAAGGAACCACCGUGAUGGUCACGGAUCUUAACACGAGCAACCACACCGAUCUCGUCCUCAGCAGCAGAGCCUUCAGGGCUAUGGCUAAGCCUCUUGCUGGCGCCGACAGAGCUCUUCUCAGACAAGGCCUUGUCGACAUUCAAUACCACCGAGUUCCUUGCGAUUACGGAAACAGGAAGAUGAUGAAUGUGAGGGUCGAAGAAUCGAGCAAAAAGCCCAAUUACUUGGCCAUUAAGCUCUUGUACCAAGGUGGCCAAACCGAGGUGGUCGCCAUCGACAUUGCUCAGGUUGGUUCCUCGCGCUGGAGUUACAUGACCAGAAGCCACGGAGCCGUCUGGGUCACUGACAAAGUUCCCACCGGAGCUCUUCAGUUCCGGUUCGUGGUCACGGCUGGCUACGACGGCAAAGUGGUCUGGUCUCAGAGGGUUCUUCCGGCCAACUGGGAAGCUGGUAGGACCUACGACGCCGCCGUUCAGAUCACCGACAUUGCUCAGGAAGGUUGUGAUCCAUGCGACGAUCACAUCUGGAACUGACUUACUUACACAAGUAACACAACACACUCUUGUUUAGAAGCACAGUAGCCUCUCCUUAUAUAGAUAUGUUUCUGUGUGUGUAAUCAGGCAUUUCAUUAUUAUUUGAUUAAUUCUACAAGAAAUUAUCAAACAAGAGAACUUAGAAAGAUUUAAGGGAUAUAUAUAUGUACAAAGCAGGUCUAUCUAUAUAUGUACACCACCAUUCUUUCUAUCUGUAACAUUGCGACUUAAAAAUGACAUUCCAUUUUCUUCAAAGAAUUUCUUUCUCUAUCGGAAAAGAAUGCCUGAUUCUUGCGUAAAGCCAAGUCAAGCCUCAUAUUAAAAGAAAGAAAAAAGAGCAAGAGAUUCGUCUGAGCAAGUCUCUUCUGGUUUGAUCCAAAUCGCUUCUAGGGGACAUUGCCUAUUUCUGAGUACUCCCAUAUCGACUCAUGCUCAUCUGCUCUUUCACUGACCUUUGCCUCCGAGGUUGUACAAAUGCAGGAGGUCGGGUUUUCGUGGAACUCGCCCUCUCCUGCUUUCAUUUCAUCUGGUUCCCCCAUGAACCCUUUCUGGUAUCUCCGGACCUUUGAUGAGAAAUCAUCCCAUGUCAUGUUGUGUCUGUCUGUGAAGAGUCUGUACAGUUUCUUGGCGUUUGGACGGAUGGUCACUUUGUGUCCCAAGUAUCUC